AUGCCUAACACUGGCAUGCAUAUGGGUCAACUUCCCUGGCCCCAGCUCGCAUACAUUAUUCAUCUAGGCUGCUACUACCCUUACGGUGUGCCACCUAAUGUACCGCGCGGUGCCGCUCCUCCAUACGCGCCCGUCGCACCUUCGCCUGGUGCCGAUACUGGAGUUGCGCAUCACGCGUUCCAAACGGGACAAAAUGGUUAUUACCCCCCUGCAGUAGUCGAUGUCACUAAUCAUCACGAGCCUAAUCUCACAACGGGCUUUGCUCCCUCGUUCGUCCCUCAAGUACCAAGUUUGUCGGUCGGUCAAAAGCGCGUCGCGGAAGACCUCAAAGAACGUGACGUCAAGCGAACCAAAAUAAGCUCCGACAAGAUCAAGGAUGACCCGUUAUUUAAACCCGUGUUAGAUGGAUAUGGUCAACACAAUGGGACAUAUUCACAGACAUCACAUCAAGACAGCGAAACAUCUUGGUUACAAACUAACGCUAUUCAAAUGCCCUCUUUGUGA
This is a messenger RNA of Suillus subaureus, 504 nucleotides long. RefSeq lists its product as uncharacterized. The coding region runs from base 1 to 504 and encodes 167 amino acids. Lineage: Eukaryota; Fungi; Basidiomycota; Agaricomycetes; Boletales; Suillaceae. The transcript has 4 exons. The record is from RefSeq and is a predicted model, not a curated record.